AUGGCAGGUGGCUUAUGUCUGUUACUUUCCUUUCCCGUGUCAUUGAAGGAAUCCUCUUCAACCAGUGAGUGGACGGAGGUGCCCAAGUCCCUGGGCUUAGAGAAGCCUAAGCAGCAGGAGGAGCAGCAGCAACUGCCGCCAGCGAAGCUGAAGAAGGAACCAGAGAAAACCGUCUCUUCUGGCCCCCAAGAACCUACAAAUGAGUGCUCCAUCGUGUCACCCCAUACCAAGCAAGAGCAAGAUGUACCUCACCACCCCAUCUUGCCCGCCUGGAUCCUAGGAAAGGAUCCAGAUACCAAACUGCCUGCAGUCAAUCUCCUUAUUGCCACCUCUCCCAAAAUCAAGCAAGGACAUGCAGAACCAAGUGGGGACUGUCAGUCAUCCAAUGACUGUCUGGUAUCAGCAGGACUCCCCCAAUUUAAGAGGCUAUCAGGAACAUCAUGCACAGAAGUGGUGGUUCUGGAUGAUCUAGAAGACAAUGAAGUGGGACCAUUGCAGCAAAUGCACCCUCCAGUAAUCAUGGAAGUCUACAGCCUGGGUGGAGUGCAGCCCCUCUCUCAGUUGGACAGUGUCUUGCGAGAGUUCUUGGCUGAGCUGAAUGAGAUCCCCCUCCCUGCUCAUUGGGAAGUAUUGCCUCCACUGGGCAGCCCAGACCUGCGUCUCAUCCAGCGCUCGAAACACUCCACUAUGUCUGCCGCAGUCAUUCACAUCCGCCCAGGCCUUUUUUUCCAUGUGGUGGUGCAAGACCUGCUGGUGCCUCAGGAACAUGAACUUUACGCCAGCCACCCUGCCCGCCUGACCACAGUUGAUGAGGUGGUGGAACUGAUCUGCGACCUGGAGGCCUACCAGCUUUGUUCGGGUUGGCCUGCAGGGUGGCAUGCUGGAGAACGGUCUGAGGCCUGUGAUAUUCUUGUGUAUUCAGGCUGCUGCCCACAGUGCCGUCUCAACCCCUGGCCAUCAGGAAGCAGCACUCACUGAGAACCAAUCUGGCCAAGGAAAUUUGGGGACAGACUCAGCCUUCUGGGUUGAGAAUGGGCAGAAGUUUCAUUUUGACACUGGAAAUGGCUUGGAUUUCUAAAAGGAUGAUUCCUUGCCAUAAAUAGCUUUAUUUUUUUUUUU
This is a messenger RNA of Python bivittatus (Burmese python), 1119 nucleotides long. NCBI's taxonomy places the organism in Eukaryota, Metazoa, Chordata, Lepidosauria, Squamata, Pythonidae. The record is from RefSeq and is a predicted model, not a curated record.